Ciona intestinalis (vase tunicate) is the source of this 589-nucleotide messenger RNA. The record is from RefSeq. NCBI's taxonomy places the organism in Eukaryota, Metazoa, Chordata, Ascidiacea, Phlebobranchia, Cionidae.
UAACNGCACUGCACGAUGUCCGUAGGUUAGAUUUCAAAGAACAAGUUAUACAUCAUCUUGCUACUGUUGCUUUGUUGUCUCUGUCUUAUGUAAACAACAGCAUGCGAAUAGGUUCUUUGGUUAUGAUUAGUCACGACGUAGCAGACGUGUUUCUUGAAGGUUGCAAGUGCUUUAAUUACCUUAAGCGUCGAGUUCUGGCAGACAUUGGCUUUAUUUGUUUCGUUGUAGCGUUUUGCGCAACGAGACUGUGCAUUUUCCCUUUUCACGUUAUAAGAGCCGCUUCGUUUAGUAUCCCUUUCGCCAGAAUGUGCCCGUCUCAUAUUUUAUCGGUAGCAUUUCUUCUGCUGCUGCAGAUUCUUCAUUUAUUUUGGGCACAAACUAUAUUUGCCAUCGUGAAAAAAGUUCUUAUGGGAGAACAUGCCGAAGACUCCAGAAGUGACGUUGAAGGUGAAUAAAGUUCCUCUGCAAUAAUCCAAUUAGACAUUUCUUAUGUAAUAACUAAUUUGUUGCUGUUUAGUUCGGUAGUGACAUCGAAUUAACAUAUUCGUAUAAGUGAAUCUGUACAAUAAAAUGUAACCGUGACCAAUGC